Python bivittatus (Burmese python) is the source of this 1360-nucleotide messenger RNA. The record is from RefSeq and is a predicted model, not a curated record. Lineage: Eukaryota; Metazoa; Chordata; Lepidosauria; Squamata; Pythonidae.
GUUUUUUGACCCGGGAGUCAUGUCGUCUGACGCCGUUUGCCUCGACCUGCAGCCUUACUACGACGGCGCCGACACGGAGCGGAGCGGCCCUGCUGCCCUCCAUCCUGACGCGAGGAGACUCGCCGAGGAGCAGCCCAAGGACUAUGUCCUCUGGUCGUUGUUCAACCUUUUUUUCUUAAGCUUCUACUGCUUCUGCUGCCUCAGUUUCGCCGCCCUCGUCUUCUCCAUCAAGUCAAGGGAUCGUAAAGUUGUUGGAGAUCCUGGAAGUGCAGCUGCCUAUGGGAAGAAAGCCAGAUGCCUGAAUAUUGUUGCCUUUAUCUUGGGCAUUGCAGUCACUAUUGUUUGUUUACUUCUAAUGAUUGUAAGUGUAAGAAAUUACCUUAUAACAUUAAGAGAAAUGAAUAUACACCAGUGAUUACAGCCAGAUCAAUGGAGAACAAAUCAUUCAUCCAGGAUAUUCCCACCAAACGUUCUGUUACCAAGCCUUGGCUGCCUUACUUCUCUCUCUCUCCUGUAUAUUUUCCCUUGCUAAAAGGAGGAAUUCUAUGUAGCACAGUUUAAUACAGCUUGCCAUACUGAAAAUGGGAGAGAUUUAUAUUGCUUCUAGAGCAGAGUUUCUCAGACUGAAUUCCACGGAAGCCCAGACUUCAUGACAACUUGACAGAGUUCAUGAGCGACUAAGACCAGACAAAAUGAAGUUCAGUUCAACACAGCCAGUGGUAUUCAAAGCAAUUUUUCUAAGGAAAAGCAAUCACAUCCCAGUCAUUGAACAUUGUUUUGUGUGGUUAAAACAUUAAACUCCCAAGUAAUUGUGAAGUUCAAGUUUAAAUUUUUGUAUACUAGAAAUGUUAAUUUUGCAUUUAUAAUAGUUUAUUUUUUAUACUUGGGGUAAAUGGAGGAACUUAAUGGAACCAUAAUUGGGGUUUCAGUUUUUGUGAAAUUCAAAUAACUUUAUAAAUUUGCAUAAAUAAAUGACAGAAAGCACAAAAAAAAUGUCUGACAGUUUUAGAGCUUUGCCUCUUGAUCAGGAGUUCUAGGAAUUUUUUUAACAGUGGAGGCAAAGUAGACCCUUCUAUGACUUUAUAAUGUACUCCAUCUUGUAUUCUGUACAUUUAUCAGUAUUAGUUGAGCCUCUGAAUUUGUUUCUAUCUUCUUUGUCCUGUCUCUGUUUGAUAUGAGAUAAGCCACAAUGGACUUCAUUGCUGUAACCUCCUUUUAUAUAUUCCAAACUGCAUAUUGCUUCCCUGAAUUGUGAAUGGCUGUGAAUUAGAAACUUUGUAAUUUCUUUACCGUUUCCUCUGUUUGAAGUGAGAGUCAAACUUUCAAAACUGGUAUGGAUUAAAACAAGUGGCAAUUAGAA